Molecule: messenger RNA, 6664 nt
Organism: Closterium sp. NIES-67
Lineage: Eukaryota; Viridiplantae; Streptophyta; Zygnematophyceae; Desmidiales; Closteriaceae
Source: the annotation of a GenBank genome assembly
CGCACCACCAACCCUCCACCACACCACCCACACUCCAGUCCGUAAGACGCAGGCGAACACAGGAGCACGGGAGCACAGAGCAUACUAAAUUGAAACCAUUUCCGCAGAAUAGUGAAAGUGCUUGGCGACGCAUCAUCACACUUCGCUUGGUCCACGCGGGUUCGAGCCUCGAGGUCGUCGUAGAUACCGUAGUACCGCUGCGCAAGAGAAUAGCAGCGCCCCCCCCCCCCCUCCCUCUCCCCUUCCCCCCUCUCUUCUCCACGAAAACCGGCCUAGGGAAACGCAUUCAGGCGCGCGAGACUCGCGCAGGGAAAUGCUUUACGUGCCGGAAGCAACUGCGAUAGCAUCUGUUUUUUAUGCGCCUCAAAACCAUGGCUGUAGCAGCCGCAGCCGCAGCAGCAACAGCAGCAGCGGCCGCGAGCAGCGGCGUCAGCACCACGUAGAGCACUAGCGCCCGUGGCCCCCCUUCCAUGGGGGUGCGCCCAGCCGUCGCACGAGCCAAGCCGCUAGCAGCAGUAGCCCAGCCGCGCUGCCCAGGCUCCGCUUCCGCCAACGCUUCCGCACUUGCCCGCGCUUCCGCGCGCGAAGCGGGGGCCGGGGCGGACGGGGGUCUUGUCGGAAGUAACGGCGGCCCGCGGACCGAUGCGGAACAAAACGCAGUAGCCUUGGCGGAAGAAGCGGAAGAGGCGGAAGAAGCGGGAGUUGCGGAGGAUUUUCUGCGGAUUAGCUCCGACAGGGGGGAUUGCUCCGCGGACUGCUCCGCGGAUUCGAGCGGAGGCGGAAUUGCCAAGAAUAGCCGUAGCUUCAAGCGGGCUCCCGCGGAGGCCCAUUCUACUAAUAGUAGGGAAAUUAGCAGCAGCGCUGCAAUCGGCGGGGUUGGCGCGAUUGGCGCGCAGCAGUCUAACAACAGUAAUUCCCUCGGGGAGAGGAUUAAGAGCGCUAACAGGCGUAGUGGUAGUGUCGCUGAUAGUGGUAACCCUAGUGGUUUCGGUAAUCCUUGUGACCCUAGUAGCCACAGUGACUUUUGUAACCCGAGUAACCCUGGUAACGCCGAUAACGCUGGUAACCCUAGCAACGCCCUUCGCCACUCAUCGUUACUGCAGAAGAGUGGUUUCAGCAGUCCUGCGAGUAACAGCAGCUGGAUCAGCCAUAGCAGCAGCAGUAACAGUAACAGUAACAGUAACAGAAACUCCAGUCCUAGCCCGGUUGGCGUGAGCUGGAGCAAUAGUAGCAACAGCAGCAGCGCGGGAUACGGAGGAGGAUACGGGAGCGCGAACAGUGGCGGGUAUAGCAACGGGUAUAGCAGCCCUCGCCCAGGAUACAUCGGCAGCAGCAGCAGCCCUAGCCCCAGUGGUGGGAAUUGGAGCCCCGACGUUCCUUCUGACGACGUCAGCAGCAACAGAAGCGCCGCGGAUUACAGCCACGUGGGCAACAGCGACCGCAGAGGGCACUGCCACGUGGGCGAGGACGGGAUGGACGAGGGGGGGGGCGCACAGCAGCAGCAGCAGCAGCAGCAACGUCACCAGCAGCAGCAGCAGCACCAGCAGCAGCAGCAGCAGCAGCAGCAGGAGGAGGAGGAGGAGGUAGAGGGCGAGCAGCAGCAGGAGGCAUGGCAAACCAUGGAGUGCGGCGUCCCAGGCACCACCAACUACCGAAUCAUGUUCUCCAAUCCCGACGGCCACAUCGUCUCACCCUGGCACGACCUCCCCCUCUUCUCCCCCGCCUCCCUCCUCCACUUCAUCUGCCAGACCCCCCGCGACUCCGUCGUUGGCUUCGACCUGGCCUGCACGGAGCCUAACACGCCGCUCCGGCUCAAAAGGGUCCUCCCGCUCACCUCAACCGUCGUGGCCAUGCUCCAGCAGAAGCCGUCCGCAGCGGGCCGGCUGGCGAAACCGUUUGAGGUCCCCGCGCCCUGCAACUGCGGGCUGCUGCCGCAGACAUGGGUGCUGAAGCCUGGGGGGGGCGGAGCGGAGAGCAUGGCAGGGGUGGCGGCGAACGGGGGGGGGCAGCCAGUGCAGGUGGUGGAGAUAGGGACGAAUCCGUCGUGGACAGGGGAGGUGUACGAGGUGUACCCGUUAGUGGCGAUCUGCGUCGCGGUGGGGCCGGGGCAGUGGGUGUGGACGCUCGUUACAGUGGCUGCUGAUGACCCCGAGGCGGCGGAGGUGUGUGACUAUAUGAGCAAGGCGAGCCUGGAGACGCUGGAGGAGACUCUAGCGGGGAUAAGGGAGUGGCUGGAGACGUUUUACCACCACCAACCAGGCACCCCGCCCCCCUCGGCAGCCAGCAGCAUAGAGCGCGUGGUGGACACCAAGACAGCCGCGGAGUUUGUCUCUGAGGCGCACUCCGCCUGGCAGGCCAAGUUCCUCUCCCCCCACACGCUCCCCCACGCGCCCAACCUCCCCCACGCGCCCCCCCUCUCCCCCAUGGGGUAUGUCGGAGGGGGGGCCGCUGGGGGAGCGCCUUUCAGCCCGUACGGGCGGGGGCAGGGGGGAGGGUUUAUGCUGCCUAGGGGCUGGCACAUCGGUGGGGGGAAUGGGGGGAAUGGGGGGAAUGGGGGGAGUAGGGGGAGUAGGGGGAGGGGGCGGUGGAGGGGGAGGGGAGUUGAAGCGGAAGAGCUCACUCAGAAGGAAGCCAGCAGGGGGGAAUGGGGAGGGGGGGAGGGGGGAGGAGGCGAGGUAAAGCCGAAGAGAAGUGUUCGGUUCAAUCAGGUUGUUCGAGUUAAAGUGAUUCGGAACUUGAAGGGACGAGCAGAGGAGGAGGAGGAUGAUGAGGAUGAGGAGGAGGAGGAUGGGGAUGGGGAAGAGGAGGAGGAAGGAGAGGAGGGGGAGGAAGGGGAGGAGGAGGAGGGGGAGGAAGGGGAGGAGGAGGAGGGGGAGGAGGGAGCGGAGGGGGGAGGGGAAGAAGGGGAAGAGAAGUGGGAGGGGGAAGGAGAGAUGGCUGGAGAAGGGCUGAGAGGGGAAGGGGAGGAUGGGGAUGGGGAUGGGGAGGAGGAUGAGGAUGAGUUUUCAGAGGCAGAGGAGGAAGACGGAGGGGAGGGGAUAAUACUUGAGGAGGAAGGGGAAGAGGAGGAGGGAAAGGAGGAAGGGGAGGAGGAGUUGGUAGAGGUUGAAGGGAUUGGGGGUCCGGGGGGUAAGGGGAAAGGGAAGGGGAAAGGGAUGGGGAAAUGUGGUGUUUCUGGCAUGUCAGGACGUGCCGUUUGGAGGAAAGGGGAGGUGGAGGAGGACGAGGAGGAGGACGAGGAGGAAGAGGGAGGGGAGGAGGGGGAAGGAGGUGGGGUUGGGGGUGGGGGGGAUGGAGAGGAGGGGAGGGCAAGGGGAGGGGAGUUGGGGGUGGAUGGAAAGGGGGAGGGGGAGGGUUGCGAGGGUCGAUCAGGGCAACGAGAGAGGAGUGGGGAAGGAGGCAUGGAGGCGAGUGACAUGAGUGAGCAGCGAACAGUAGGUGGCACUGGCGGUUCAGAACAGUUAGAAAACGCUGCUUCGGCAUCACAUGCAGCAGAGGAAGCAGAAGGAGUAUCAGGAGGACCGGGAACAGCAGCAGCAGCAGCAGCAGCAGCAGCAGCAGGCGAAGUAACCCAUCAUCACAUACACCCCUCCGGGUUACCUCCCAUCUCUCCUUCUUCCUUCCAACCACACUCCAGGUCACCACCACCACACCACCACCACCACCAGCAGCAGCAGCACCAGCAGCACCACCACGACCAUCAGCACCAGCACCAGCAGCAGCACCAGCACCACCAGUCAAGCAAGCCCUUUGGUCGAUCUAUAUCCGACAAUUCUGCUCAAUCUAGACACUCCGUCAACUCCCCUUCUGCUUCCUCCUCCCCAUCCUCCUCCUCCCCCUCCCGCUCCUCCCCCUCCCGCUCCUCUCCCUCCCGCUCCCCUCCCAAAAGGUCCUCAGCAGCAGCAAGAGCAGCAGCAGCAGGGCUGCCUAUGAGCCACAGCACAGGGCACAGCCCCCCAAGGCUUCCCCGAGGCAAAGCAGCAGGUGGUACAUCUUCAGGGGUUUCGUUAGGUGGUCAGCAUGGUUUGGCUCGUAGCGGAGGAACGGUGGCAGAGGCAGAAGCACAGCUGAGGGAGAUGAGACUGGGAGGGAGCAGGGGAGGGGGGGAGGAGCGGGGAGAGUGGGGAGGUGGGCUUGAAGAGUCACCGUCUGUGGGCAGUGGGGAAGGGAGAGGAGGGGAAGGCAGAGGAGGGGAAGGCAGAGGAGGGGAAGGGAGAGGAGGGGAAGGGAGAGGAGGGGAAGGGAGAGGAGGGGAAGGGAGAGGAGGGGAAGGCAGAGGAGGGGAAGGCAUUGGAGGGGACGAGAGAGGGGACUUUUUGUCGAUGGCUUCUGAUGGUGAUAGGGAAGGUGAUGCCGCCUCUGCUGGUGUAUCUGGCUCUGUGCCUGCUUCUCGGAUGAAACCAGGCAAGUCAGCAGCAGCAGCAGCAGCAGCAGCAGCGGCGGUGGCGGCGGCAGGACCAGUGAGGCGAUUGCGGAGGGCGAAAGCUGGGGACAGCAGCAGCAGCGGCGGCAGUGGGCAGAUGGGGCAAAUGAUUGCUGGUAUCACCAGUAGCAGCAGCAGCAGUGCUGCUAGCAGUCCCCUUGACGGGCAAGGAGGGGGGGCAGCGGAUACUGCAACCUCUGUAGCAGCAGCAACAGGAGGGGCAGGAGGGGCAGGAGCAGGGUUAGCAGGGGCAGCCGAAGGGGUAACAGGAGGGGGGGAAAGCAGAGAGGCAGCAGCAGCAGAGCCAUCACAAAAGCGAGGGGGGAAAGGGAAAGGCAGCAAGGCCAAUCGGCAAUCCUCUGUAGGUGGGCAGGGGGAUGAGAUGGGUGCUGCUGGGGAUGCUGCUGCUGCUGCUGCUGCUGCUGCUGCUGCAGCUGCUGGUGCUGCUGCUGGUGAAGUAGCAGGAGCAGGAGCAGCAGGAGGAGCAGGAGCAGCCGGAGCAGCAGGAGAAGGGGCUCUUUCGUCGCACCCACCGUACGCACCGGGCCCUGGGGGUGCGAAGAAGCGGAUCGUGCGACGAUCGUCAUUAGGCAGCGGAAACUUGGCAGAUGCUCUUGCUGCUGCUGCCGCUGCUGAUGCUGCCGCAGGGCUUGAGAAUGGUGGGGUUGCGACUGAGAGUGGGGAAGGAGGGAGCAGGGAAAGGAAAUCUACAGUGCAGAGAACGGGGAGUGGGAAGGUGAAGAAAAAGCAGGGGUCUAUAGGCGGGGCUAGUGACUGGUCAAGUGCGGAUCAAGGGACAGGUGGCAGUGCUGGUGCUGGUGCUGGUGCUGGUGCUGGUGCUGGUGCUGGUGCUGGUGCUGGUGCUGGUGCUGGUGCUGGUGCUGGUGCUGGUAGGGUGAAGGAGAAAGGGGUGAGGAAGUUGAGGAGAGGUAAAGGGUCCCUGGGGAGUGGCAGCAGCAUUGACGUGAGCGGGCCACUGGAGAGAGGUGGCAUGGGGAGUGGGAGUGGGUAUGGCAGUGAUACAGGAUCCAGCAUAGCAGGCCAAGAGGGGGCAGCAGCAGGAGUAGGAGGAGGAGGAGGAGUGGGAGGAGGUGGGACGGGAGUAACACCUGUGAAAACUCGGCUUCGGAAGGCUCCCUCUGGGUCCUGCGCUGCUCUAGCAGCAGCGUGUGACGCCCCUCUCCCCCCCACACACGGCCACAGCGUCCCUCCCAACUCCACACUCGCACAUGCAUCUGGGGGGGUGGGUGGAGCAGACGAGGGGAGAGGGAAGGAAGGGGGAGGGAAGGAAGGAGGAGGGGUAGAGAAGAAGCUCACUAGGAGGUUGUCUGGAGGGAUAGGUGGCAGCAGUGGCGGCGGGAGUGGUAGUAAUACGGGGCGUGGGAGUGGCAGUGGCAGUGGCGGUGGGAUGAAAGGGAAGAGUAAGCUGAAUCGAGCGGAUGGGGUAUCGGCACUUCUGCUAGAGGAAACAUGGGAUGAUGCAGAGGGGGGCGAGGGGAGGGGGGGAGAAGGGAGGGGAGAGAAGGGGAAGGGAGGGGGAGGAGAGGCGAAGAACGGUAGAGUGGGAAGGAAGGGACGGAUGGGAGAGGGGAGUGACAGGGAAGACAGAUGAUGCGGGGAGUGUGGGGGGUGGAUUGUGGAAGGGAGGGGAUGAGUAGUGGAAGGUGGAGAGGUAGUGCAGUGAGGCUGGGGCGAAUGAUCGGAAAGCGAGGGAGGGGAAAGAGCGAAGCAGAAGGGGCUGGGAAAAGGCAAAGGCAAGGGGAGUGAGUGAAUGGGAGGGGGGAAAGAAUAGGGAAUAGAGGGAGGGAGGAGGGAGGAAAGUGGAAGGGAAGUGGGGAAUGAGGAAAGGGGGAGGAUAAUAUAGAGAAAGGAGUGGAGGAGAUGGGGAAGGGGGGAUGGAUGGAGGGCUUGGUUUGCCUGAUGUUGAAGAGGAAAGGGUAAGGGAUGGUCAGCUUGGCACACAAGGAUAGACCGACGUACACUGAUAUGAACAGGAGGAUGAGAAAGGGAGGGGGGAGAGGGGGGUUCGGGGUUCAGGGGGAGGGGUAGAUUUAUUCCUAAAGAGGAGGUGUCUGGGUCUCUUUCAUGAAACAUGUACUGUACAACCAUGUUGCGCCGCGUGGGUAGGGUACUGGAAUGCGAACGAAUGCCUUCUCUCUAAUGCUAGAUUUAGAGCAGUAGUGUAGUAAUUUUGAGAGAGCAUGCCCUUUCCCCCUCCCUUUUUGGCUGGGUGGGGACCAU